CUCUGAUACGCAGUACAUUUGAAAUUAAUUUCAUGUGUUGUUGUGUUGUUUACUGUUUUGUUGUCAUUUGUGGAUUAGACGAAAAGUUAUUUGUAGUGUUUGAGGGAUACUGUGUUUUGUUGACAUUAUGUGAUAUCUAAUUCCAAAAUUAUCCGACAUGAGCGACAGUUCCGUCAUCUCCACACUUAUAGCUAAAUUAGUGUCAGGUGCACAGAUCCUUGAAAAGUUGGAGAGACCUCUAGAGUUCGAUGGAGACAUCCCAGAAAUCAAAGACAUAUCCAGUGAUGAAGAAUACAAUCCAGAUAUCGUUUUAGCACCAGAAUUGGAAAGUGAUGGUGCUUCAGAUACUGUGACUGAAAAUUGUGGGCAUGGGUUGGAAGAAAUCAGGGUCCGAGCUUUGAAUAGCUUAAUUUCAAAACUGGAACAUGGUUUAAUAAGUGAUGAUGAUCUGGGAGUGAGAAAGGAGUUGUUCUUUAAACUCUUGAACUGGUUUUACUUAAAACCAUGUGUUGAAAAAGAAAAAGUGUUGACAUUGAUGCUACAGUUGGUGAAGAUUGCCUGGGAAAGAGAUUCCUUAAUGUUAUUGGAAGCACCACUUUCACUUACAAGAUUGUAUGAAAUACAAACUGAAUUAGAAGCCCCUUUGAAGUCCUAUGUUGACCAAAUCAUCACUGAAAUUACAAGAGAGCGGGAAGACAGUGCCAAACUACAUGGUAUAAAAGAAACUGAACCAGAGAAUUUCACCCAAACCAAGGAGCAGAGGCACCCUGUAGGUGUACAGAGUACAGGAUUUUACCCUCUAGUGUAUCCAGUGAAUGUGGCAUCUGCAGAGUCUUUACUGGACAUAUUUCCACAUCUGCUGCUACCAUGGCAACCUCUUGUGACUACGGACCGUCAUGUUCUAAAAGCAGUGGAGGAAUCACUUACUGAAGCUUCAGAGCUUGUCUUAUUGUUGCAUUCGUGUUACUUCUUCACAGAUGUUCUCCUACAGGACUUCCCUUCAGAAGUUUUCCUGCAAAGACCAGCUAUUGUGAAGGUAUUUAUUGAACUAAUGGAGAACAGUCAAACAACAGCCAAUAAUGCCUUGUACUCAGCAACUGUCAAAUGCUUAUUGAAAGUUUCUGAAGAUCUUCUUGUACGUAUAAGGUAUUAUUGUGAUCCAUGCACAUCAAAUUUAAAAGAGAUAUGCACCAGCAGAGAGAUAGCAGUCAGUAGUACAUCCCUUGGAUCAGAAAGAACUUUGGACUCAGGUGACUAUUUGCAAAACAACAGCACAGUUACAGCAAAAAGAGGGAGACAAAUAGACAGAAAUGAGGAAAUACUCAGCAUUCAGGACCAGGAGAGAAACAAUAUCAGGCCUAGUAGUAAUACUGCAGCCACACCUGAGGGUGAAGAAGAUCCUUUAUUGGAGCAGCUGCAGCAGCUGAGUGUGCCUCAGUUCUGCACACUAGUACUUCAGGUGGCUCUUCAUCUCCCUCCAGCAGCUGAACUCUGUGGCUCUGCUGUUAUGCUCCUACGUGAAUGUGUUACUCCUCAAAGUUGGACGAGUCAAGACCCAGCAGCUACUCAUUUGAGGCAGGAUGUUCAUCAUUUGCUACACCAGUGUGCAAUUUCCCUGCAGCGUGUUUCAAAGUCAUUAGCAGCAGACUCGAAAGUUAUAUACUUGCAGCUGUUAUCAAUAGUGAGAAAUCUGUUGGUUUAUUUGAUACCUGUGGAAUCUGGUGACACAAUACCCAGAAACUUGAAGGAGCAACUGUUGCUCAGCCUUUCUGAUUUUUCAGUAAUGAACUUCUACCCAAAUCUGCACAAGGACAUCAAAAAUUACAUUUCGGUUAUCAGUGAUUCAGAUCUCCAAGCAGAACUGAAUUUACAACUGCAGUGUUCUGAAGUUUGCAAAUCAUUUGCAGCAGCAGUGACUGUUUUGAAGAAAUCUUACACAUUUAAGGAAGAACAAAUUAUUACAGUGUUCCGUGAUGCUUUGAAAGGCCUUGAAUUUCAUAAAAACUUGUCCUAUGUAGAUCUAUUCAUGGACAAAUGUAUCAGGAAGAUGCACAGGUGGUCUCUCACAGAAAAAUACCACAACAUCGUUGUUGAUACGACACUUGGGCUAUUAGCACAUUAUGAUAUGGAAGUACAGCAGGCAAUUUACGCAGGCUUUCAUCAACUGAUACUGGACGUUGUUGGUGUUAAUUACACCCCUAACACAUCUAGUCCUUUGUUAUUGAAGGUUGCAUUCCAUACAAAAUUUCUUACAGAAAUAAUUUGCUUUGGAUUAGCUCAUACUGACAGCAAGGUGAAACAGAGUGCAUCUGAGAUGAUAAUCCAUUUACUGAAGAGCAAGCUCAUUGUGAGUGAUGAUUGUUGGCAAAUAUUCCUAUCUGGUAUGCUUCCAAAUCUUCCAUUACUUCAGUGCUUUAUGGAGAAAGAAUCUGCAUUAGGACGCUGCAUAGUGGGUAUAUUUGAUCCCAGAAAGAGUGACAGUAUCAUGAUGCCAGAAAAUGAGGUCUUGAAAGCAAAUAUCCGUGCACUUUUUUGUGUUGAUGACUUUGUCAGAGAAGAUGCAAUUUCUUCUCUUACUUAUAUGCUAUCAAAGGAGAAUCAAUCAUUUGAGAAGCUACCGAAAUUGUCUUCAGUUAAUCACAGUGUUAUGAGAAACAUAUGCAUCAUUGAAAAGAAAGUGGAUCUUUCCAAAACAAGAACUGUUGAAGGUGUCUACCAGGUGGGCAGUCUGUGCCAAGUAAUGGAGCUUCUAACUAACACAAACAUUGAAGCCCGUAUUCGAAGGUCAGCCUUGACUCAGUUAAGUGUGAUGCUUGAAGACUCGAAUUUGCAGACAGUAUUCCUUGAUCAAGGAGGACUUCUUCCAUUGUUAAAUAUUUUUUAUAACUCAUUAAUAGAAAAGAACUACACAUACUUUCCUGAUUCAGUUGUUCCGAUAAUUAGUAUUUUAAAAAAUUUGUGCCUGAGACAUACCCGCAUCCGACAGGAACUUAGUCAUCAGUCGUCAUUACACUAUGCAAUACUACGAGGCUUGUUUCUCUUUGGCAGCGAUGACACAUUCCGUAUUGAUGCUGCAAUCCUGCUUUCUUUAUUGAUGUACAGUGAACAUAUAUUGUCUACUUGGCCUUGUGACUCCCCUCGCUCUGAUUCAAGUUUCUCUGUUCCUGAAAUUGUGGCCAUACGUAUGAGAUUACCUUUUAUAUGCAAAACUCAUUGGAAAGAAAGCCAUAACAGACAACUAAGUUUGAAAGGCGUUCUAAUGCAGAGAGGUGAGUUCAGGAAGUUGUUACGGCUAACAUGGUCUUCUGAGUGGUUUGGUAGCAUUGAAAAUUUGCUCAAGGAAAAGGAUACAAUGGAAGAACUACAAGAAUUGCCGUUCUGCUCAGAAUUAAAAGCAAAAGCAUUUGACAUGGGAGAAGUGCAGAUGUCAUCUUUUACUGUUUGCAAGCAGUAUAUGUAUGAUAUACAGAAUGCUACUACUCACGAGAAUGCAGAGACUGCCUUAUAUGGUCUUACACGAUACUUUAAUUUGCUGCUGCUCUUGCCUCACAAGGAAAGCAAAUGUAGAAUAGAUGAGCUUAAAGGGCUCCCUUGGACAGAAACAUUUUCAAGAUUUCUAUCAGCAACACCAGCAUCACCUGAAGAUGAAGAUUUACUUGCUACGAUUUUGCGGUUUUUCAAUCUACAUGCAAAGCUGCUUCUGUACUCGGGCACAGAUGGCUCUGCAUGGUGCAUUUGGCUGUCAGAUUUCUUUCGAGAGGAACGUCAGCCUCUUAUUGGACUUCUGAUGUUGGAUAUGACUAGUGACCAUGACAGUAGAGGAGUCCAGGUGGAGCUUUGUAACUUACUGUUGUUGCUGUACAGACAGUGCAGUCUGCUUGCAAAACAUUUGGAACCAAGAAAGUGGGCAGCAGUUAUUCGUACAAUCAUACGCAGCCUCCACUGCAGUGACACGCAGCAUUUCUACAAUCUAGCGUUCCUGAAUUCAAUGCUGAAUUGUCUUACACAAUUGACAAGUGUACAAGGCUGGUCUGAUUCUGUGUCUGAUCAUCUGAACUCAUUUGUGAGAUGUCUUGUGGAGCUUGUUAAGGCCUUUCAUUGUGGCAAGGGUGGUGAUGGGUCUGCUUCCUUCAUGGGCUUAAGCAUAUCACAGAGAAGUAUUGUGUGUCUCAAUCACACAAUUUCUGAACUGCAUAACUUUCCACCAAAGAAUGAAGACUGGCGUGAGAUGUUGACAUCUGCUAUGGGGGAGGAAGAUUUCUUGUGGCUUGCCUCUCUAUGGACAAGUAGAGAUCCAGUUCUUCGUGCAGGAGCUAUGCAGCUGCUGGCUGGACUAAGCUUAAAUCGUCAAGGAUGUAUAUUUCUGCUGCACAGGCUUCGCAAUUUCCUUGUGUGGGAAGCUUCCCUGGGCUUUUUGUUAGACCAUGCUGAAGCCAACAUUGUAAGAGAGCAGUCUGCAAUUGUACUAACAAAUCUGAGCAGCCAUAUACGAGGAAAAACAUUAGCAUCUAUUACUGCCCUAAAACAGGAUGCAGUAUCUAGUAUGCUAGAACUGCUUAAGGAAAAUAACUUCUAUAGGGAAGCAGGAAUUGUAAUAUCCAGACUGUUUUGUGGUGACAAAAUUACUCCAGGAGGAUAUGUUCCAGCACCAGUCGAGGCAUAUCAGCAACAGGAUGUUUCUGGUUCUAACCACCUCUUUGGCCAUUACCUGAUGAUAUAUGGAGGUACACCAUUGGCAGAAGGAUCAAGUAGUUGUUCAGAUGGCAAUGAGCCUCAUUUGCUCACAACACCUGGUCUAGUCAAGUCAUUGUGUUGGUUCAUACUGAACAUAGUGACAAUAAAUCCAGAGGAAACUUUGUGCGAAAUUAACCAUUGGGGACUUAUACGAAUUUUAUUGAGGAGCAUCAGUGAUGUACCAGCAUGUGGAGAUUAUCAGUGGAAUAAAACACUGUACAGAGAUGUUUUGGAGAUGUACACAGCAGUGUGCACUGUGUUAUCAACAUGUGUAUCACUCAAUUCCAGCAGCCAUGAUGUCGCUGUGCAUACACAUGGCUGUAUAAACACUUUAAUUGGUCUUCUGAAUCCCAGUGCAUACUAUGAGAAAGAAGAAGAGUUCCUGCAUCUUCGCGAUGAUUUGUGGUCCAAAGUGUUUCACUUGCUGUCAGCACUGGCUACAAAAUAUGAAGGAUAUAAGAUGAUUUUACAGGAAUUGUUGGAUUGUGGUGAAAAUACGUAUAUUUGUGCUCUGCAUAAGUGCCUGAAGAUAGACUCUCCUCCAGAUCUUGUGAGCAAUGCCCUUGGUUCCCUCACAGCCCUUUUGUCACAGGAAAUGGAAGAGCUGACCAAGGGCACUGAUAAUGUGAAGGCUACUGGCUGUGUAAGACUGCAAUCACUGCUAGAUGAAAGCAGUGAAGGAGGAGACUUAUGUUUGCUGCUUAUACAUGUGUAUGACACAGUUACAUUACAGCAGACCAACUGGAAUGUGGGACACGUGGAAAUAUGCACAGCCUUGGGAGGAUUGCUGGCAGUGUCUCAGGAAGCAACGCGCAUGGCAGUUGCUCGAGGACUCCUUGGCUCAUUACUGGCACGUCUGCGAGAUCACCAUGCCUUUCUGAGCCUAGAAGCAGUGGACAAUUUGCUGAAUAAGAGCAAUAAAAAAAAGCUUGCACCAGUGCUACGAGAUGUAGAAUUACUAUUAGAGCUCCUCACAAAUUUCCUGUUUGGCUCAAUAAAUGUGAAAUCAGAGGCAUCUGAAGCAGGAAUGGCAGAUCUAAUUCAUAAAAUGUGGGUUUGGUUUUCAUUUCAGUCAGCAUGUUUAUUAAAGGCUCUCAAACUGAUGUGUACAUUUACAACAGAUUGUGUUUCUGCUUGCAGGUCUUUGAUCUUAACAAGUACUGUUCAUGGUGUGGGUCUGAGGAAAUCACCAAGCUCCAUGUCUCUGCUCCACACAGUUGUGAAUUUAGUUCUUCAAGAAAUGUCAUUGACACCACAGUCCAGUAAUUUGCCACUGCUGAAAUUUGCUUUACAUCUUCUGAAAAAUGCCUGCCAAUCCCAGGAAUGCAGGACAGCAAUGAUUAAGAGCAAUUUGCUUCGAGGACUGACAUAUCUGCAUACACACAGCCGAAAACCCAGCACUGAGUUUGACUAUUUGCAGAAUAUGUGGCUUGAUUUCUUGACUGACUUUACGUCAUAUCCAGAAGGACAGAUUACAAUUUCCAAGGCAAAUGACUCAUUAGAUACACUUAUGGUAUUUUCUAAAACACUCAAAGAGCCAUGUCAGAUUAAAGCCCUAGAAGUACUUCGCAAUGUUACUUUCAGCCAUUCAAAUAGAGCUCGUCUGGUUGGGCAUGCUGAAUACAUAAAACUUCUAUUCAAUAAGCUUUCUGAGGGGAGCUUAGAACAAAAAUAUUUAGUUGUGCUAAUGGUAUGGGCUGUGACUGCUAACAAUCAGAAGGCUAAAAUAACCAUGAAAUCAGCUGGUAUAGCUACAAAAUUGCAAGACAUUGUGAAUCAGCUCAAUCUGUCAUGCCACAGUGAAGAAGAUGAGAAAAAGGCUGAUAUAUUUAGUUACGUUCUUAGUGUUUUAAAUGCUGAUGACAAGAAAAAUUUGAUGACUGAAGAUCUGUGAAGAAAAAUGGGUAUUAACUUCUAUGAAGGUACAGAUUUAAUCCUCAUAACUUGUGCACUGUGCACAUGCACCUUCUUCACCACAGAGAUGUAGUGGUACAUGUAAAUGUUGAUGAGAUUAUACCAUUUUUGAUCUUUUUUAUGAUUAUGAGAGUAUGUUUUACCUACUUCAUCUGUGAUAAUUGUUUUAUUGUGCUCCAUACUAUAAUGAUUAUAAUCUUGUUAAACAGGUAUUUUUAUGCAUUGUGCCAACAGUGUAAAGAGAUUGUAAUUUUCAUAUUUUUUAUAAAAUAAAAUUUCUUUUAUAAU
This is a messenger RNA of Schistocerca gregaria, 6936 nucleotides long. It is a transcript of the gene ana3, whose product is annotated as rotatin. The coding region runs from base 158 to 6628 and encodes 2156 amino acids. The record is from RefSeq and is a predicted model, not a curated record. Gene Ontology annotation, cellular component: centriole; ciliary basal body; centrosome. The transcript is spliced from 32 exons. NCBI's taxonomy places the organism in Eukaryota, Metazoa, Arthropoda, Insecta, Orthoptera, Acrididae. Gene Ontology annotation, biological process: ciliary basal body organization; centriole replication; centriole-centriole cohesion.